UGUCCAUGGUCUUGGUGCUCUUCCCUCCUGGCCACUGUCAGGUUGUAGUUCAUCCCAUGCCUGAAGGAGCCAGUGGGGACAAGGGGGUAUUUCAGGUGGGACAAAGCAUCUUUUUAGAAGCAGUUUUUAUGCCUCUUUAAAAGGUUUCAAGGUUUGUUUAAGAUAUGAGUUUUGGCAGUGAAGAGAGUAGGUUAAAAGGCCGGCUGAAUUUUGGUGCAGCAUGUUGGAAAAAAUAGCAAGACUUUUCUGAGGAAUAUGGGUGGUUUUGGUUUAGUUUUGGUUUAAUAACAGGCAUAGGAGGAAAUGGAAAAUACCUUAAAACUUCAUUGCAACUUUUUUUGAAAGGAGAUGUUUCAUCUAGGAAAUAUAGAUUUUUCAAGAGAGCAAAUGUAAGCACGAAAGAAGGGGGAAAAUCAAAUACAUAAAAGGAAAUCAAGAGCAGGUGUGGAAGAGUGAAGACCUAAAGCACUGGAAAAAAAGACUUCACAAGCAGAACUUAAAUUAGGCUUUUAACACAGAUUUUCAUCUAUUCAUGAUGUGCCCUAAAUUUUGUUACGUUUCUGAGGAAAGCAGCUCAUAGCUCUGUUGAUUUUCAGACGGUAAAAAGGCUGUGAUUUCAGACUGAUGUUGUCAGAUUUGUCUGGAAUUAGCAGUAAUUGGUGAAGCUGAGGCAAAUUCUACAAAUUGCACCACCCACUCUGCUGUUUGCUGCACGUAUGGGUUUGUUUUCUGAUGUGUCUCCUGCUGAGAGUUCACAGAAGAUGCCGUGCCGGUAGGUGACAUCUUCAGGCCUGGAGAUGGGCAGGUAGGGCAGAGGUAGCGAUUGCUCCUGGAUAAAGAUCCUGGUGGAAUGAGACAGCUGACAGUUUUCAAACAAGUUAGUAGGUCAAAUUAAAGCAAAGCUCUCAGCUGGCUCAUUGCCUCGUCUUCACAGCAAAUAUGCUUGGAUUAAGAAUAUUGGUUUUUGCCUCCUAAUGAGGAUUUAGCCUCUGUUACAAAAUCAGAGUAUCAAAAAAAAUUCAUGCCACUGUAACAGGUAUAAUAAUAUUUUGGAUGAAUUCAAAUCCUUGCAAUUAUUAUUCCAGCUCAAGCUAAAUUAAAUUUAACAACACAAAGAGUAGGUUCUGGAGGAAUGUAAAUCUCACUUCAGGCUUUGAUGAAUCCAUAUUAGUAUUUUUGGGUGGAAAGAGACAUAAUGAAGUCAUGACUGCUUGGAAAAAUACUAAAGAUUAGCUAUGCCUCACUUAAAGGGAAAUUAUUUUGAUCCACAGCUUUUACUUCAGUUUAAUAACCUCUACAAAUUGUUCUGAAUGACUCUUGAAAAAUAUAAUUUCUGCAGAAUUUAAGUUGGAACCAUUUUGUGACUGAAUAUUUUACCAGGUCCUGUGGACUUCAUAUGCCACUUGUACAUCUGCCUUUUCUGUGCACCAGGAGGAGUGUGAAAGAUGCUGACCUACUUUACAACAAGGCAAAACAGAUUUAGCAAAUAAUUGAAAAAUAAAUCCUUCUCUUUCAGAAUCAUUAUUGCAGAACAACGGAGCAAUAUUUGAAGCUUAAAGACUCUAGAUUUUAAUUUAAUUGUAUUUUUAAUUUAGAAAAACACUUGAAAAAUGAAGACUCUGCAUUCAGUGGGGAAAUUAUGCAAUAUCUUGAGGAUACUGUUGCUGCUAUUAAGGAACUGGAAGAAAUUCGAAGGUAUACCAUCGAAUGCCUAGAAGAGGAGACUAUAAAAAACAGCAAUCUUCGCUUCAGAGUGCGGAAUUUUCCAGGAGAGAUUAUGGCAGAGAUGGCAGCUCUUGUUGCUGCUGCACGAGAAUCUAGCACUGCUAAGAUAAAUCAGCUGCAGUCUGCACUGAAAAGCAUUACUGAUGAAAUUGCAUUACUGGAGGAGAAGGAAACGCUUUGUGAAAGGCAGCAUGAUGCACUAUGUGAGGAGCUGCAAUACUUGCGGAAACAGUAUAAAGAAAUAGUAGACUCGCUGAAUGAAAAGAUAGCAGUGAAAAUUAACACCAAUGUUCUCUUAAUUGAAACUUGUGAUAAAAUAAGAGAUACCGAAAAAGAAAUAAUCGGGGCAAAGGCAGCCUUAGCAGAAUUGCAAGAACAAAUACCUGAAAAAAUAAGUAAACUUGAGAAAGCGCUAGAAGAAUGUGAUAAAAAGAAGAGAGAAAUGAAAAUAAUCCGUGAUACUCAGCAAGCAGAAACUUCCAAGAAAAAGCAAGAAUUUGAAAACCUGAAUGUAAAACUUUUGGACCUACAGCCUUUGAUAAGUCGGAAUUCAACAGCUAUAUCUAAUGAGGAAAGUCGCAUUGCAAAGCUGAAAGAAAAAAGCAAUAAACUAGAAAAAAAACUGGAAUUGGAAAAGAAAAACAUGCUGGCACUCUCAGAAAAGAAAAUUCAGCUUGAGUCUGAGUUAUUUCAUUUACAAUCAAAAUAUGCCCAAGAAAAGGAGGAUUUUGAUAAGGAACUUCGAAAGACUAAGGAAGAUCUACACAAUGCUAAAUGUUUGAAUAAAAAACUUAGGUUAGAAAAUGAAGCUGCACGCCAAAAGUAUGAACAAUUACUGGAAGAAGAACGAGACUGGGCUAUAGAAAGAGAUGAGGUGGUGGCCAAAUUGGGGGAAUUAUCUCCUUCAUUGAAUGGAAAGCUUCAACUUCUGGAAGAUAAGAAGAUGGAAGAGAAAAACCUAGAGAAGAAAAUUGAAAAUCUUGAAGCCAGACUACUAAAUAUGCGGAAGACCUGUGCAGAAAAGCUUGCAUCUCUAACAGAAGAUUUGAAGACAGAAAAUAAGAGGAGAAUAACACUUCGGUGGAAGCUACUGUACUUAGCAAUGCAGAGAAAACUCUUUUUCUCAGAGGAGGAGAAUAUAAACAGAAAAAUUAACGAAAAAACAGAGGCUGUCAAAAAAAGACACGCUGAACUACUUCUGGAGAUUGAAGAUGUUGAGAAAGAGAUUUUUCAGACUGAAACCAAAAUCAAAGCCCUGACUGAAGAAGCAAGUAAGAGGGAAAAUUAUUACAAGAAUUAUAACGAGGAUUUUGCUAACAAAAUAAAAAGGCUGGAGAAUGACAUCAGAACCGCAACUGAAAACCUGCUUAAAAAAGAACAAGAAUUAAACACAAGCAGGCUAAUCUUGGGAGAAGCCCAGAGAGAAAUGGAACAGAAGAAAGCGGAAUGUGAAGAACUGAAUAAAUCAGUUGCAGAAAAGCAAAACGAAGAGGUAGGACUCAAAAGAGCCAUUCAGCAGUCAAUUGAAACCACUGAGAAGCUCAAGGAGGACACGCUGGAGCUGAGGAGCAAACUGCGGAUGAAGCGUGAUGCUGCGAUUGACCAGCUGACAGACCACACAGAGAGUAUGAAGCUGCUGGAACGAGACAUCUACGAGAUCAACAGGAAAACUGACCUUGUGAACACCGAGAACUGCCGGCUCAAAUUACGCAAUGCUCAGAUGAAAGAAGGUAUUUUUGCAAUGAAUUCUGAAGCAGAACACCACAAGUCAGCAACAGUCGAAAUCCUGAAUGACCUAGCAGUGCUUCACGAUCUUCUUCUGAAGGGAUCGUUGGAGGAGAGCUUUAUUGAAAAGGAAUUUCUGGAGAAUGAGCAGGAAAUACAGAAGGCAGUGGCAGCUCUAACAACCAAAUUUCAACGACGAGAGGAAAAGAUCGGCGAUAUUAACAGCAGGCUAGAACAUAAGCUGGAAGGACUGACCUCUCUGUUUGAUGAAAAAUCUAGAAUAGAUGAUCACUGUUUUGCGGAAGGCUAAAGCACUGGAGGGCAGCAGGAAGGUCCGUGUUCUGGUCUCCUGUGCAAGAUCCACGGGGCACGCUGCCUUCCUGUGAGCUCUGCUUGUAACGGAAUCCUUUGUUCUGCAGCCCUUAAAAUUAUUAAGACCUGUCAAAAGAUGUACUUUUUACUACAGCUAAUGUUACCUGGGGGUUGUUGUUACUUUUCUUUUUAAAAACAAGAUUUAGCCCAACAUUUAAACCCAAUACAUAUAGUCUGUACACAGGAACACACAUAAACUGCCCAGUACCACACCUUUGCAAAGGGUUUUUCCUGCAUGGUGCUGCGCUGGCUCUGCACGUACUGACGUGACAGCUGUGCAAAUGUAGACACAAAACUGUGUGUAGGACAUUUUAAAGAAAAAUAUGCCUAUAGCUUGGUCAGAAAUGGUAUUUUAACACCUGACUUUUAAAACCAUACUUUUGGAACUGUUCUCUAGAUUAAUGUGUCUGCAAAUUACAUUUUGUGCACGGCAGUAUGGACAGAAUUUGACUUCCUUAAGGAGAUGGAUUACUUCCUUAAUCCCUAAGUAAAACCUUACUUUCACAUGCAAGACCGAGCUUGUUUGCAGACUGUAUUUAACAGCAGUGAACCUGUCAAUUGGCGUUUCGCAGAAGAAAGCUGUCAGGAAGGCGUAUCAGAUGUCAUGAUAUUAAACGAGGAGAGCGACAUCUCGAGGCAGCCUGGCCACGAUGCCCCUGAAAGCCCCAGAGCUGCUGGCAGGCUCUGGCUUUAGCAGCACUGGUAGGUAGUAGAAUAAAAACCACAUUACUGGUACACUAAAAUAUAGGAAUAUACAGCCAUUUGCGCUGCUACAGCCACUUAUCCUUACAGUAAGAAGAGUUUAAUGUGAGGUGAUCUUCCUUUUACUCUUCCCUUUGUUUAGCCCUUUAGCACUGCUCUGCAUCUUCUUCUAGACCCCCUGUAGCACUAAGUUACGGUCACUAAUAUGCAGGAUGCACUUUGGGAAUCUUCCUCUACAAUACAGAGAGAAGACCAGAGUCUGUCAGUGCAUAUUUUGCUUCAGCAAGGCCAAAACUACACUGUAAAUGGCUGCAGAAGUUUUAACAAUUCUUAUCAAAGUGUUCACAUAAAGAUUUUUAUGAAAGUAGAGCAGAGAAAAUAGUAUCUCUUUAUAGGAUAAUAAAUCUCCAGUU
This is a messenger RNA of Columba livia (rock pigeon), 4937 nucleotides long. Its product is annotated as CAP-Gly domain-containing linker protein 1. Bases 1640 to 3760 code for a protein of 706 amino acids. The transcript has 19 exons. The record is from RefSeq and is a predicted model, not a curated record. Lineage: Eukaryota; Metazoa; Chordata; Aves; Columbiformes; Columbidae.